Molecule: messenger RNA, 2214 nt
Organism: Morchella sextelata
Lineage: Eukaryota; Fungi; Ascomycota; Pezizomycetes; Pezizales; Morchellaceae
Exons: 6
Coding region: 1-2214 (737 amino acids)
Molecular function (GO): protein binding
Source: RefSeq, a predicted model, not a curated record
AUGGAAGUCGCAGCUUCGAUAGUAGGACUUCUAGCUGCCGGUGCACAGGUCACUUCCAUCUUGCGAGAGUUUCUCUCCUCAGUCAAAAACGCCCCGGCUAUAGCCAAGCGACUCGAUGACGAAGUCAUCCAUUUUCAAUAUAUCAUUCUCAAGAUCGAUCAAACGGUAAUUAAAGGCAAAAGUCUUGAUCCCGAUCGCGCCGCUCUGGUCGACAUCAAUCAUCUCUGUGCCGCACUCACCGCAGCGGUUUCCACAUUCUCAGAGCUGGAGAAGGAGUUGGACCGGAUUAAAGCCCGCGGGAAAAUGGAUUUCUGGGAUAGACUAAAGUGGAGCAGAGCAGAAAAGAACCUUCUGAAUAUCUCUCUGCGUCUAAAUAGACACGAGACGUCUUUAACCCUCAUAUUUACAAUUCUCACCAGCGAGUCCGUUACCCGAGCCCUAUCAAGCAAGGAGCGCCUUAGUGGCGAGUUUGAUGCGGAAUCGCUGGCUGUUAAUCAAGCAGAUAGUGAUGCCGCUUCUCAAUCAAAUGAUGGCUCGAUGUCCAACGCAUCCACGGGUACAACAUCCAACCCCUUGGUUGGAAUGCAUGAAUUUGAGUCGAGUUUGUCCAGCUCUCGCGCAUAUAGAAGGGCGCGAGAUUCCGAUUCCAUAUUCUCACUAGAAACCCUGCAGAGUAGGAUUGGGCGAUGGUCGAUGUAUACAGCAUACUCAAAUGACUCUGUGUUCUCUAUGCCGAUAUCACUCCGAGAAGUGGCAGGGGUGAGUCUGGCAGACAAAGCCAUAGCUCCAGUGCUGUUGCCAAUCGCCGUAGAUACCAUCUACCACAAUGACCAUUAUCGAACUAGCCCCCCACAUGAAUUGAUGAAGGGACCGACUCCAAAGUUAGUACUUUAUGCCGCUGCUAGAGAAGGACGAUACGAGGAGGUUCGCGACUUGCUUCGGCGUGGUUUGGAUGUCAACGAGACCGGCCCGAAUGGAGAUACCACAUUGGACGUUGCGUUUCAGAACCUACAUAUGCUUACAAUAGAGAUCCUACUACUAUUCGGUGCGCGUAUUAGCCAACCACCAAACUACUAUGAAUUCUUGGAUCUUACUAUAAAACAGGGAGGCAGGCAUAUUUUUCAGAUGAUUCUGAAGAGGUGCCCGCAUGACCAUGUUUCUUUAAUUCUCGACGGUCUCUUUAGUCUCAGUCUACGUUCAGCAAACAUGGAACCCUAUUCUUUCGCAUUGGGACUCGCACAUCACCUGGAUCGUCACAUUUAUAUAGAUAUCCUAGAAAGCGCCUCGCAACGCGCUGCAGCUUUACGAGAUGAGGCUGCCAUAAAGUCGAUGUUUCAAGACUCAAUCAGGGUAGGAGAUGGUCUUCAUGCGAUUCAACGCGUGCUCCUGAAACAACGAUCUCCAGAGCCCGAACUCAUUUCAUUCGCCUUGGAGAAGGUAGCUCAAUUGGACACUGAACAAAGCAUCCAUCUUGCCUUGAGCCGCAGGGUGAAACAAAGAAGCUUGCCUCUCAUUGGGUUAUUAUUCGGGGUCAAUACAUAUGGUGCAGUAGUCGAUGGUCCACUGCGUGUCUUUCUACAACCCGCUGAUAGGGCUCUCGUUAAAUUUCUGUUGGCCUUAGGGAUUGACGGAGAAGCUGAUCCGUAUAUUCACGUUACAUUACUUGAUCCGGCAUUUUUAGAUGACGAUAGAGAAAACCCCAAAACAAUACUUCAUUCGGCAUCGCUCACAGGCACUGCGGAGAUCGGCAUUAAUGCCACCGAUGGAAAUGGUUCAACGGCAUUGCAUCUCGCUUUACAGGAAGGUUCCUGGAGCACGGCGCACUUCUUGAUAGGCGGUGACGCAGACGUAAACCGUCCAAACAUACUCGGUAACAUACCACUGAUGAUAGUAGCCGCAAAAUACUCCAUGGGAGCGGGUGCUGUAAUAGAUCACCUUGUAAGUAGGGGCACAAAUUUGAACGCUAUAUUCCCUUCUGGGGGCACUAUCCUACAUUUCGCCGCAGAGUAUGAGGAGACCCACAUGGUCGGCGAGCUCCUAAGGAAAGGAGCUGACAAAUACGCUCAAGAUCACGACGGCCGUACCCCAGACCAGUGCACUCAUAAUAAGGAAAUAGUCCGCAUGAUCCAAGAUUAUAAGGGACGAGGUCCCACCAAAACGAGUCCGUUCAUCAACAAGCUAGACCAUGACCAAACGUAUGCAUAUCUUCGUUAG